Molecule: messenger RNA, 159 nt
Organism: Prorocentrum cordatum
Lineage: Eukaryota; Dinophyceae; Prorocentrales; Prorocentraceae
Source: the annotation of a GenBank genome assembly
GUCGCCGCCCGCUUCGUGCUGGGGCUGUCUCCGGGGUGCAGCACCGAGGACGUGAAGCGCGCCUUCAGGCGACUCGCCCUGAUCUUCCACCCGGACAAGAACCCUGGCGAUGAUUGCGAGCAGGCGAAGAGCCGGUUUCAGGCCAUUGUGCGCGCGAAG